UGGAGCAAGGGGUAAGUUCAAGUUACUUAUAACCCGUGGCCGGUUCACUCUCUUGAUUAUUAUCUGUUCAAUUAUUAUUCUACUCUUCAGUUUUUUAUUGUAAAGACAUAUACAUACAUACAUACAAUUGUCUCAUAAUCUAGCACAAUGGUUGGACGACUUGCUGGAAAGAAUGCUCUCGUUACUGGUGCUGCGGGUGGCAUCGGUCUCGAAACUACCAUCCUUAUGCUCCGCGAAGGCGCCUCCGUCCUGAUGACCGACAUCAGUGGCCCCGGGCUCGAAAAGGCCCUGAACAAAGUGAACGAGGUCGUGCCCGAACGCUCCGGUAAAGUGGAGACCCGCGUGGUCGAUGUCUCCAAGGAAGCCGAGGUGGAAGCUGCCGUGGCGCAUCUGGAUGCCUGGGGUGGAUUGGAUGUGAUUUUCAACAACGCGGGCAUCAUGCAUGCCAAGGAUGGCGACUCGGAGGAGACUCCCGAGGCGAUCUGGGACUUGACCAUGAACAUCAACGUCAAGGGCGUGUGGUAUGGAUGCAAGCAUGCGGUGAAGAGUCUGAGGAAGCAUGGCAAGAAGAAGGGAAGCGUUAUCAACACGGCCAGUAUGGUCGCUUUGGUCGGUGCUGCUACGCCCCAGCUGGCGUAUACCGCUAGUAAGGGGGCUGUGUUGGCUUUGACUCGUGAGUUGGCGAUUGUGCAUGCGAGGGAGGGCUUCCGGUUCAACUCGUUGUGUCCCGCUCCGCUUAACACUCCCCUUCUGCAGGACUGGCUCGGUGAUGACAAGGAGAAGCGCUUCCGUCGCGAGGUCCACUUCCCGACCGGUCGCUUCGGAGAGGCCAUCGAACAGGCCCACGCCGUCGUCUUCCUGGCUAGCGAUGAGAGCAGCUUCGUCAAUGCCACUGACUUCGUCGUCGAUGGUGGUCUGACCAAGGCGUAUGUGACUCCUGAGGGUCCUGCCACCGAGGCCCCUAAGAACCUGGGUCAAUAAGCAGUGACCCAUGUGUGGUCAGGAUGCUAUGAGUGAUGAUUGUAUGAUAGACUGGUUGAUUAGGCAAACGAUAUCCAUAUUUGAUUCCGUUGCAUGGCUCGACAGAUGUUCCAUGGGCCUGCUUCGUCCAGCGGCAUCUGCCACAUGUGUUCCAGUAUGAGUAGUGUCCUCUGCAUGUUGCCGAGUCCAAACGUGUUCACCAUGACGGUGAGCCGGCG
Messenger RNA from Aspergillus welwitschiae, 1199 nucleotides. RefSeq names its product oxidoreductase, short-chain dehydrogenase/reductase family. Bases 148 to 981 code for a protein of 277 amino acids. The record is from RefSeq and is a predicted model, not a curated record. The transcript has 4 exons. Lineage: Eukaryota; Fungi; Ascomycota; Eurotiomycetes; Eurotiales; Aspergillaceae.